Ctenocephalides felis (cat flea) is the source of this 571-nucleotide messenger RNA. RefSeq lists its product as uncharacterized. The record is from RefSeq and is a predicted model, not a curated record. The transcript has 3 exons. NCBI's taxonomy places the organism in Eukaryota, Metazoa, Arthropoda, Insecta, Siphonaptera, Pulicidae. Bases 244 to 525 code for a protein of 93 amino acids.
GGUGUAGGUCGUCGUGCGGGCAUACCUACAGCCUGCAGAUUUUAUUGCGUAAUCGGAAACAGUUUAUUUCGUCGCCUGUAUAAUUUAUCUUUUAUAUUAGACAUAGUUUAAGUGUUUAUUAAUUAUUAAAUCUGAAUAUAUGUGAAAAAAGUGUGCAUCUCAAAAUAAAAAGUGUGCUGUGAAUAUGCAAUUUGGCUGACCAUAAAGCGUGCAUUGCGGACCAAGGUCAGCACGGGCGACACGAUGCACCAUGACGCGGGCGACGGUCUCGAGUCCGGUUCGCUGUAUCUGGAACUUCAAGUUCUGCCGUCGCAUUUCACCGCGGGGCCGGGAGUUCUCAUCUUGCGCUGCACGUCUCACGUAGCCGCUCUGUACAUGCAGAGCGCGGAAGUGUCAAUCGGUUUCCCGGCUAGGGACCCCAUACCAGCUAGAGUAACAUCUGCAGCGGACAAGCACAUAUUGCAGAAGAAAAUAAUAAUACAACUUAUAACAGCGCUUCUCAUGUUUUUCACUAUUAACAGAUAGUUCCAUUAAACAAGUUUUUUGUUUCGGACAGUCCUAUCUAGAAUUA